Molecule: messenger RNA, 983 nt
Organism: Prunus mume (Japanese apricot)
Lineage: Eukaryota; Viridiplantae; Streptophyta; Magnoliopsida; Rosales; Rosaceae
Gene: PGY1
Product: Ribosomal protein L1p/L10e family
Biological process (GO): translation
Cellular component (GO): large ribosomal subunit
Molecular function (GO): structural constituent of ribosome; RNA binding
Source: RefSeq, a predicted model, not a curated record
AUCAGACACGUCAACAAUCAUUUCUUUAGGGUUUAUCAGUCACCACCUCACAAUCUUCUGUUCCAUAUAUUAAGCUCCCUUAGCCGCCAGAAACCCUAACGAGGGCGUCCUCUACUCUCAGAUUCUUUGUUUGGUCAGACACCUUAAGAUUCAACCAUGAGUAAACUUCAAAGUGAUACUCUCAGGGAGGGUAUUUCCACCAUCAUGGCUGCGUCCAAGGAAAAAAACCGCAAGUUCACUGAGACCAUCGAACUUCAGAUUGGGCUGAAAAAUUAUGAUCCCCAAAAAGACAAACGUUUCAGUGGUUCUGUUAGGUUGCCACACAUCCCUCGUCCAAAGAUGAAGGUUUGCAUGCUUGGAGAUGCUCAGCAUGUUGAAGAGGCUGAGAAGAUAGGGUUGGAUUAUAUGGAUGUUGAAGGGCUGAAGAAGCUAAACAAGAACAAGAAAUUGGUUAAGAAACUGGCCAAGAAAUACCAUGCCUUUUUGGCAUCAGAAGCUGUUAUUAAGCAGAUUCCCCGUCUUUUGGGUCCUGGUCUCAACAAGGCAGGAAAAUUUCCAACCCUGGUUACUCACCAAGAAUCGCUUGAGUCUAAGGUUGCCGAGACAAAAGCAACCAUUAAGUUCCAACUGAAGAAGGUUCUUUGCAUGGGAGUUGCUGUAGGGAAUGCCUCCAUGGAGGAGAAACAGAUCUUCCAAAAUGUGCAAUUGAGUGUUAACUUCCUUGUUUCACUUUUGAAGAAAAAUUGGCAAAAUGUGAAGUGCUUGAACCUGAAGACUACUAUGGGGAAGCCAUAUCGCAUCUAUUAAGAAAUCAUUUACUUAUUUUUGGAUGUAGGGGCAGGUUAUGGAAAGCCUGAUACUUAAUAGGAAUUGUGUUUUUAUCUGAAUGGUCAAGUUUUCGUGUUUGUUGGCUGUAUUACUUUGUUUGAUGGUUAUCGACAUUGUUAUGGUAGACUUGAUAUCAAAAUCUUGUUGGAGAGGAA